Molecule: messenger RNA, 2493 nt
Organism: Dunckerocampus dactyliophorus (ringed pipefish)
Lineage: Eukaryota; Metazoa; Chordata; Actinopteri; Syngnathiformes; Syngnathidae
Gene: ghrb
Product: growth hormone receptor b
Exons: 10
Coding region: 168-1913 (581 amino acids)
Molecular function (GO): protein binding
Source: RefSeq, a predicted model, not a curated record
ACAGCGGGGUGUGCGUUGACAUUCCCGGUUGUAGAUGAAGGUAGUCCCAGAUGUUUUUGAGGAAGUUGUCCUCCAGUUCUGUUUAGUUGGAAGAAAAAAACCCGAUGGAAUCGCGCGGGCGGGGACGCUUGUUUUCCUGUUUUCAGCGGCCAAGUACAAUGUAACUGAUGAAGAGCUGGAGCAGGGAACCUCUGUUCAACACCAUGGCGACUGUUCUCUUCCUUUUCCUGAGCUGCCUCACUGUCUCGGUGCUGGAAUCUUCUCCUGACAAAGACUUACACCCCAGGUGUCCUCAUCUCACUGGCUGUGUGUCCACCAACAUGGAGACUUUCUACUGCAGAUGGGAUGUUUGUACCGUGCAGAACCUCUCAAAACCAGAAGACGUGCGUCUGUUCUAUAUUAGCAAAACACCUCCGCAUGCAACUCUUAAAGAGUGGAGUGAGUGUCCUCAUUACAGCACUGAGAAGCUGAACGAAUGCUUCUUCAAUGAAAAUCACACAUCCGUCUGGGUAUAUUAUAGCGUUCAACUGCGCUCAAGGGAUCAAACCAUCCUCUAUGAUGAGAAACACUUCUGUGUCCAGGAUAUUGUGCAACCAGAUCCACCAGUCAGCCUAAACUGGACAGUACUGAAUGUGAGUCUGACGGGUAACUUCUAUGAUAUAAUACUCAAUUGGAAGCCGCCUCCGUCUGCAGACGUGGGGAUGGGAUGGAUGACAUUACAGUAUGAGGUCCAAUACCGCAAAGUGGAUUUUGACAACUGGGAAAUGGCUGAACUUGUAAAAAGCACACAUCGCUCCUUGUAUGGACUCCAAAGUAAUAUCAAUUACGAAGUUCGAGUCCGCUCUAGAAGUAACGGUGGGAAGGAGUUUGGAGAGUUCAGUGACUCGAUAUUCGUCCACGUUCCAGCCGAAGCAUCACAAGUCCCUUUGGUGGCUUUAUUGAUCUUUGGCACCUUGUGCUUAGUGGCCAUCGUGAUGGUGGUUGUGGUUUCAAAGCAGGAAAAGUUGAUGGUAAUUCUUCUACCACCUGUCCCUGGACCUAAAAUAAGAGGAAUUGACUCUGAGCUACUCAAGAAAGGAAAGCUGAAGAAGUUGACGUCCAUCUUGGGUUCCCCACCUGAUCUGAGACCAGAGCUGUACACCAACGACCCAUGGGUGGAAUUCAUCGACCUGGACAUUGAGGAGCAGAACGACAGGCUGACAAACCUGGACACGGACUGCCUCAUGGAUCGCUCCUUGUUCUCCAACUGUUCACAUCUUUCCAUCGGUUUCCGGGACAACGACUCGGGUCAUGCCAGCUGCUGUGAUCCGGAUCUCCCCAGUGACGCGGAAACGUCGCAUUUCCAUCCUCUCAUCCCAAACCCAGUCCGCAAUAAGGAACAGGCUGCUGCCAGACCCAGCUCUGCAAGCCAAAGCACCACAGCGGGAGAUCCUCCUUUAGCAGCCCCUGUUAGAGAAGCGUUGUAUACACAGGUGAGUGAGGUAAAGGCGUCUGGCAAGGUGCUGCUGUCCCCUGAGGAAGAGGUGGAGAAAGACACAGUCAAAGAAAACAAGGAGGACCAGAAGGAGUUAAGGCUCUUGGUAACCACCGAUCGCAGUGGUUACACCUCAGAGAUCAAUGCAAGGAAAAUGAGCCCAUCCUUGCCGACGAUGAAUACGAAUGACAUGUGCUCGGCACGAGGAGACUUGAGUUCUGUCCCGUCUUCAUCAUCGGUGGACUACCACAAGCCUUGCCCGGAAUCAGUUAAAAAUCCUACACCCUCUCUUCCCCCUGCACCAGCCUACACGGUAGUAGAGGAUGUUGGCAUGCAAAACAGCCUGGUGCUGACACCAAAUUCAAUACCAACCUCAAAGGCCGUGCCCACACCGGACAGUUACCUGACCCUUGACCUUUUGGGAAGUAUUGCACCGUAGUGAUCUCUCCAAAGUUCAGUCAACAGCAGAGACAGAUUUCUAAAACAGUCUUUAUGAUUGAUGACUGUCUCAGUGUUGAAUGUCAGCUCACCUAAAAUAGAAUCUUAUGCUUGUCCUGCCACCACCUCAACAUCCUCCAACCUUACGCUAUCUUUAGUGGUAAACGUGUGUAUUACUUCAGGAAAAAGAAGGAAAUUUACAUUGAGGUCUGACUACUCUGAGGCAAAUUCACAGUCUCAUCCAGCAGACUAUGGGCUAUGAGCCCAUUUUUCAGUCAAAUUUACUCCUGUAUCUGCACAGCUGCAGUCAUGAAAAAGGGCUAUCAUUUUACCUCUGCUGUUUUUUUUAGUGCACGCAGUCGUUCAAAUGUAAACCGGUAUAUCCUGCAAAUCUUUUGGAAAUACCAAAGCAUGUUUUGUUGCUUAAAUCAGAGUGUUUGUAUUCUAUAUCCUAGUACAAAUGCAUGUAAAUAGAUUAUGAAUGGUCCAAAAUGCUUCUCAUUUUGCAUUGUGACACUACAUUUUGUAAACAGCCACAAUAAAUGAGAACUGUUCUAUGCAGCCAAUUGCCAUCAUUCUUG